This is a messenger RNA of Toxorhynchites rutilus septentrionalis, 697 nucleotides long. It is a transcript of the gene fh, whose product is annotated as frataxin homolog, mitochondrial. Gene Ontology annotation, biological process: iron incorporation into metallo-sulfur cluster; intracellular iron ion homeostasis. The coding region runs from base 48 to 626 and encodes 192 amino acids. The transcript has 2 exons. Lineage: Eukaryota; Metazoa; Arthropoda; Insecta; Diptera; Culicidae. Gene Ontology annotation, molecular function: ferric iron binding; 2 iron, 2 sulfur cluster binding; ferrous iron binding. Gene Ontology annotation, cellular component: mitochondrion. The record is from RefSeq and is a predicted model, not a curated record.
CUGACAGAUGAGCUGAAAAAUAAAAACAUUUCAUCACACUCGCCAUCAUGAGCUUAUUCGCGGUGUUCCGUAAUAUUCCUAAUCGUUUUGCAUACCGUCGAUAUGCUCGACAGCUAUCUAUUCUAUCGACUAAAAGGUCGUUUGUAUACAAGACCUUGGUGAAUUAUGAUCAAUGCGUAAAUGUUCCAAUUCAGCGAAACUUUAGCUCUAUGAACCCAAACGACUUCCUUGCGACGUCCCUAAUCGACUCCGCUACAUUCGAAGCGGUUUGUUCAGACACCCUAGAAUCACUGUGUGAAUACUUCGAGCAGCUUGUGGAGGAAACAAGCUCUCUAACAGCGGCUGAUGUUACGUAUGGCGACGGGGUGCUAACGAUUAAUUUCGGACAUCCACAUGGAACCUACGUUAUAAACCGGCAAUCACCGAAUAGACAAAUUUGGCUCAGUUCCCCCACGAGCGGACCCAAGCGGUACGAUUUUAUUCCGUAUGAGUCGGAAAGUGAUAAGGGAUUUUGGAUAUACAAACACGACGGAAUUUCACUACACGAGCUACUUCAGCGAGAGAUUAAAGUUAUUGUGCGAAAAGAGGUAGAUUUUUUAUCACUUCCUCACAGUAAGAGGAAAUAGAAACAUGUAUCUCCAUUAGCGUUGAUGAUAGAUAAAUGAUUGUUCUUUUCAAAUGAGAUUGAUAAACGAUA